AUGUUUGACAUACAAACAAUAUUAGUUCGUUUGGUGACAGAUAAUGCUUCCAGCAAUAUUAAAGCAUUUGAGAAUUUAAUAAUACCUGGUUUUGCGAAUUAUUUUGAUGUUGAAGAUGAUGAUAAUGAUGACGAAGGAAGUGAUGUUGGUUUAGAUGAUGAUAAUGAUAAUGGUAGUGAAGAAUUAAUUGUACAAAAUAUAGAUAAAGAUGAGACGAAUAUAACUGAAUUAAUUAAAAAUAGUUUUGAUAAUGUUGCUACAAGUAGUGAAUCAUUACGUAUACCAUGCUUUGCUCAUACUAUACAGUUGGUAGUUUUACGUGUUCCACCAUCAGAAUUAAAUGGAAUCUUAAUUUCGAUCAAACGGAAAGAUCUUUGUUUAUUAACUAAAGAUUAUCAAAUGUUAAAUGAAUUUUUAUCAUUACUAACGUUAUUUGCUGAGGCAACAACUUUAACACACCCUGAAAAUACUCCUUCAAUAUCAUUUAUUGCACCAACUGUAUUAAAUAUUUCUUAUGACUUAUUACAAGAACAAUCGAAUGUUAUAUAUACGUCAUCAUUAUGUCAUACAUUAUUAAAUUCAUUGGUUUCUCGAUUUGGUGGGCUAUUGGAAGAGUUAGGUGUUGAUAUUGACAAAUCUAUUCCACAAAAAAGCUCAUCUGACCUUUAUCGUGAUCAAAUAUUAAUUUAUUCAUCAUUUCUUGAUGGAAAGUUCAAGUUACAUUGGGUUACUGAAUCAUCAUUACCAUUAGAAGCAAAAAAUUUUCUUUGCAACAAAAUAAAAACAAUGAUAUAUGACAAUUAUGUUGUACUUUUACAUAAUUAUUCUUCAACAACAACACAUGCUGUACUUGUUACUGAUGAUGAACAAUUAGCGAAUGCGACAACACCAAGAUCAACACCAAAACGUAAAAGUUUUUUCUCAAAUAUUGAAAGCAAAGUUGUUAAAAAACAGAAGAGUGAUAAUUUUGCAUUUAUUAAGGAAGAAAUUAAAAAUUAUCUUAAUGAUGAUGAUAAUGAUCCAGAUAGAUUUACUUUACUUCAUCAAUCGACCAAAAUUGGAAAUUUUAAAGCAACUGCACUUGUAUCUUAA
Rotaria sp. Silwood2 is the source of this 1092-nucleotide messenger RNA. NCBI's taxonomy places the organism in Eukaryota, Metazoa, Rotifera, Eurotatoria, Philodinida, Philodinidae. The record is from the annotation of a GenBank genome assembly.